CACCUCGAUUCUGUGACGUCACAUUCCCGCGCCGCCGCCGUCCUGUGGCUUUGAGCACAAUGGGUCCCAUUGAGCUGCUGCACAUGUCCGUGUUCUCGCAAAGUUUUUCGCCCUGCGGACGAUUUCUAGCGGCAGGAAACAACUACGGUGAGAUCGCCAUCUUCAGUUUGUGUGCCGCUCUCAGUCCAGAUGUGUCCGAUGCGGCUCGAAAACCAGUUCUAACGUUUACAGGUCACGAGGGUCCGGUCUUCUGCCUCGUGUCAGCCGGCGGGCAGCUGCUGAGCAGCGGUAAUGGUGAGAUCAGCGCCUGGAACUGGGCCGAGCUCAUCAAGAAGAACGUCAAAGCCGUGUGGACCAAGAGGCCCGACUACAAAUGCAGCAUGGAGGUCCCCGAGAUCAACGCCAUGGUCAUCAACCCGCGAGACAACAGCCUGCUCAUUGGUGGUGGGGACAACAACGUCCAUGUCCUGGAUCUGGAACACGGUGUCUUCAAGUCUGUCUUCCAGGGACAUUCGGACUACGUGCACUGUCUGAGCGUGAGGGAGCGCGAUGGCGAGGUCCUGUCGGGCAGUGAGGACGGCGCCGUUAGGAUGUGGGACAGCAGGACGGCUCAAUGUGUCCACUGCGUGGACGUGCACAAGUACCAAAAAUGUGCACGGCCGCAGUUUGGAAAGUGGAUCAGCUGUUUGACCACCGACUCGGAUUGGAUGCUGUGUGGUGGCGGUCCGUUCUUGUCACUGUGGCAUCUUCGCUCGCUGACGCCGACCUCCAUCUUUCCACUGAGUGGCUGCCAGAGACAAGCUACCUUCUAUCAGGACAUGAUUCUGGCGGUGGGCGAAGGUCCGUUUGUGUCUCACUGCCUGUUGGGGGGGGAAGUCAAGGCUCAGAUCCCUUGUAGCCCCCAGAACCUCAACAGCCUGCAGCUCAACACCAACAGCACAGAGCACCAGGUGUUGACGGCGGCAGGAAGCAGCGAGCACGUGGACGUGUUCACCAAUGUGUCCUACAAAGCCUUCUCACUUAGCUUCUGAUUUUUAACCAAUAAAACAUGUGGUGUGACAUCACAGCAAGUCAUUUUAUUCACCGUAGAAAAACAUUGCAGCUGUUCAUCAGGUUCCCGCUGGAACGCCACCAGUUGACAUGGAGACAUGAGGGUGGGCGGGGCUUCAGGCAGCUGCCAAGCAGGCCUGGCGCACACUCUGAGCCCAGGUGUGGAGCACUUCCGUCACCGAGUGUUUGUCAGGAAGCUGCAGCAGCUUGGAGGCCAUGUUCCUCUGCACCGUCUGCAGGAAGUGGUUAGCACCUGCCACAUGCACACAGGAAGUCACAUGACCGAGGCCACCUACCGCAGACUGGAAGUCACGCCUACUCACCGUACUCCUCGCCGUCGUUGGCCCAAUAUGGACUCUGGUCGGGAUAGUCGGCAGGAACGCUGAGCUGCAGAGGAGGAACGCUGGGAAGGUUCUUGUCCUCUGCAAAGGAAGACCACUGUUCAGCUGGAGAAGCGGCGAGGAUGGUGGCGGCAGGAUGUCUCACCCAGCCUGCACACGAGGUGCACGGUGCCGUUGUUGCUGCAGUGCGCCGGGUCCAAGUGGACCAGGAACUUGAUGUCAAGGCGGGCUACCUCCCCCUGCAAGAUGUUAGGGACCGUCUGCCGCUCGUCAUCCUCCUGCUUCCUCUUUCGGGCGGACACAUUGGGACCGCUGAGGGACAUGCCACACGUGAAAGGGUGGACACGGAGGGGUGUGUCCUGCGUGUCUGGGGACUUACAUGAUGGGCGGGCCGUGAAUGGCCGUCAUGGCGGGGGCGAAGGUGCGGUGCAGCGAGUGGUUGAAGACGGGUGAGCGAAGGUUGGCCAUGACGGCAUCCAGUAGAGGCUGACACAGGUACUGCUGCUUGGUGGUCAGCGGCGGCGGCGGGGGGGUUGGCUAAGGAGCCGGAUAUGCGCACACACACACACACACACACACACACACAC
Dunckerocampus dactyliophorus (ringed pipefish) is the source of this 1978-nucleotide messenger RNA. It is a transcript of the gene thoc6, whose product is annotated as THO complex 6. Bases 60 to 1031 code for a protein of 323 amino acids. The transcript is spliced from 13 exons. Gene Ontology annotation, biological process: mRNA export from nucleus. NCBI's taxonomy places the organism in Eukaryota, Metazoa, Chordata, Actinopteri, Syngnathiformes, Syngnathidae. The record is from RefSeq and is a predicted model, not a curated record. Gene Ontology annotation, molecular function: protein binding. Gene Ontology annotation, cellular component: transcription export complex; THO complex.